Molecule: messenger RNA, 1257 nt
Organism: Danaus plexippus (monarch butterfly)
Lineage: Eukaryota; Metazoa; Arthropoda; Insecta; Lepidoptera; Nymphalidae
Product: putative polypeptide N-acetylgalactosaminyltransferase 9
Exons: 7
Coding region: 1-1215 (404 amino acids)
Cellular component (GO): Golgi apparatus
Source: RefSeq, a predicted model, not a curated record
AUGGAUCAUAUUAAAGUUCGUUUAGAAAAUUAUACUCGAAAGUUCCCUAAUGUUAUUUUAAUACGAACCUCACAAAGAGAGGGUUUAAUAAGAGCACGAAUCGUUGGUGCUAAAAAGGCAUCUGCCCCUGUUUUAGUUUUUCUCGACAGUCAUUGCGAAUGUACUGAAGGUUGGCUGGAACCUUUAUUAGAACGCUUGGUUGAAAAUCCAAAAAUAGUUGCUAGUCCAGUUAUUGAUCAUAUCGACCCAAACACAUUUGAAUAUAUUUCUCAAAACCCAAAAGACAUUUAUAUUGGAGGAUUUAACUGGAAUUUAAAAUUUAUAUGGAGAUCAAUAGAGUAUAAAAGAGAAAAUUUUCUGUUACCAAUCAAAACACCUACUAUAGCAGGGGGCUUAUUUGCCAUAGAUAAGGAGUUUUUUUACAGUAUAGGAUAUUAUGAUGAGGGUUUUGAUGUAUGGGGAGGGGAGAACUUAGAAUUGUCAUUUAAGGUGUGGAUGUGUGGUGGCUCUUUAGAAAUCGUUCCUUGUUCUCAUGUGGGACAUAUUUUUAGGGAAAAUUUUCCUUAUUACACUUCGGGAGAAACAUUUAAACGGAAUGCUGCGCGAUUGGCUGAGGUUUGGCUUGAUGAUUAUGCAAAAAUUUUCUACGAGAGAAUCGGUAAUGCGGAUGUUAGUUUUGGAGACGUUACCGCACAAAAAGAAUUAAGAAAGAAGUUAAAAUGCAAAUCAUUUAAUUGGUAUCUGCGUAAUGUUUAUCCUGAAAAGAAAAUACCAAAAAGUAAUGUAGCAAGUGGACAGAUUUACAAUAUUGGGAAAAGAGCUGUUUGUCUUGAUGCUUCUGUUACACCUCCACAAGUCACGGGUUUCAUUCACAUUAUGCCCUGUCAUGGUCAGGGGGGAAAUCAGUUUUGGGAAUAUACCAAAGGUGGAAAAAUUCAAAAUGAAGACUAUUGCCUUGAUUAUCUUUUUGGGUUAAUCACUCUUUUCUCAUGCCGCGAUCGAGCUGUGACACAAGUUUGGUUGUAUGAAACAAAGACUAAAUUUAUUCAACACAUACAGACACAACAAUGUAUUAAAAUAUUUAAAGAUAAAAAUGAACUUAUCCUGAAAAUGGCCGAAUGUAUAAAUGAUACAACACAAGUUUGGAAUAUGGAAAAUUAUAACAUUGAGAAUUUAGAUCCGGCGCUACAAAUAUAUGCCAAGAUGAAUAAUUAAAGGAAAUUUUGUUAACAAUCUGUAUUUUAUAUAAAUAAUAUA